GUCUCAUCAAUUCAAGUCGUCAUCACUCCCAAGUCUCAAUUCAUAUCUAUUCUAUUUUAUCAAUUACCAUAUGCGCAAUUUAUCAAGUUAUUUGGUGAUGAUAUUGUUAUGUUAUGCAUGAACAGAAUUUUAAUACGUAAUAUCCGCAGACAGACCAGCCUAUUCCAUUCGGCUACUCAGAGGAAAUCCAAUCUACAUGUUUCAGCUCUCAAUAUGGCCAAGGAAGUUGAUAAAUCAGAAUUGAGGAGUAAAUUAACUCCCAUGCAAUAUCAUAUUACACAGGAAAAGGGCACUGAACGACCAUUUUCUGGCUGUUAUGAUAAGAAAUUUGAAGCUGGUACUUACGUCUGUAUAGUCUGUGAGCAACCCUUAUUCAGUUCUGACACAAAGUAUGAUAGUGGAUGUGGAUGGCCUGCAUUCAAUGAUGUCCUGGAUAAGGGAAAAGUGAAAUUGACCCCAGAUACUAGUGGAGGGAGGAUUCGAACGGAAGUCACCUGCUCCCAGUGUGGGGCCCACUUGGGACACGUUUUCGGAGACGGUCCUCCGCCGACCAAGAAACGCUUCUGCAUCAAUUCGGCUUCAAUGAAUUUUAUACCCAAGGAAAGUGCCGGAGAUAGCUGA
Phaedon cochleariae (mustard beetle) is the source of this 621-nucleotide messenger RNA. NCBI's taxonomy places the organism in Eukaryota, Metazoa, Arthropoda, Insecta, Coleoptera, Chrysomelidae. The record is from the annotation of a GenBank genome assembly.